ACCGGAAGAACCGAGGGGAGGUAAGUCUAAUCAGCCUUUUAAUGGCGACCAUGAUUAUGGAUGCAGCUUCAGUCAAGAAAGAGCGUUUACACCAGGGUAAAAAUAAAAAGAAAUCUUGGAGGAAAACUAAUAUCACAGACGUAGAAGAAUAUUUGGAAGAUGUAAGACAUCAAGAACGAACUGGGGGAAUUAUUUCACUAAAAGCUGAUGAAAGUCUCUUUUUUGUUGAUAAAAGUGUUAGCAAAUCAAAGAAAAGAAUCACAGCUGCUGAAAGAAGACGCUUAAGGCAAAAAGACCAGCCUUUAAAAUGUCAUUCACAAUUGUAUCGAAAGGGUAAAAUCGCAUGUCCAAUAAAACCAAACAGAGUUGUGAAAAAAGUGUCGGAUUUCCAACUUGAGCGUUUACUCAAGAGAAAGCUUAAAAAAAAGGAAGAAAGGACUAUAAAUGAUCGCAUACAAGCUAAUAAAGACUACAAAGAAGAGAAAGCAAAAUAUUUCUCAGAUCGGAUUAUAGAUUAUGAUCUUUGGAAUGACUGUAAGAAAGAAGAUGAAGAAGUAGAAGCAGAUCCAUAUUAUUUAGAAUACACUAAUAAGAUAAGAGUAAAGCCUCCUGCAAUGUAUUUAAAGAAACGUUCUGAGGUGCCUGCCAUUGAGGUACCCCAUGCAGGUAGUUCCUAUAAUCCAGCAUAUGAUGAUCAUGAAAAUCUUUUACAAAUUGCAACAAAUGAUGAAAUACGAUACACUAAGAUGCAAGAUAAGUUAACAAGAGCUCUGGAUGCUAUGUUCCCAACAGCAGCAGAAGCACCAACUACAGAAUCUUGGAUAAAAGAAAUGUCUGCAGGGCUUCAAGAAGAAGAUGGUGAUAAAGAAAAACUAAAUGAAGAGAAAGAUGGAGAAAAUGCAGAACUUAAUAAUGAGGAAAAUGAAGUAGUUAAAAAACAACCAAAAGCUAAAACAAAAAAGCAACACCGUAAAGCACGAGAGCGUAAAGUUGAGGAAAGAACAAGGAAAAAUAAGAAGUUAUUAAAGAAACGAGAACAUGAUGUUUUCAGAGUACGGAGUAUGCUGAAAGAUAUGAAAAAAUUUGAUAAUGAAGUUGAAAGGAAGAAAAUUUCAAAAGACAAGCAAAAGAAAGAAAUUGUGAAAACAAGAACUAAAAGGCUUGGGAAAACACCUUUUGUUAAACCUGAACUAGAUGUAAAACUCUGCGAGGAACUUCCAGACAGCCUCCGUAAAAUUGUGCCGGAAGGAAAUCUUUUAGAAGACAGAUUUACCAGUUUACAACGCAGAAAUAUCCUGGAACCUCGACAAGUCUUCAAGAAAAGUGGCCAGAAGAAAUACAAACGAAAGGUUUAUGUCAAACGCUCUCACAAAGAAGAUCCGCUGUAAUGUGAAGAAGGCUGAAAAUGUAACUUUCUUGACUGAAUACUUUAAUAAACUCAUUUUAAAAAUUG
This is a messenger RNA of Octopus sinensis (East Asian common octopus), 1453 nucleotides long. Its product is annotated as ribosome biogenesis protein NOP53. Gene Ontology annotation, biological process: rRNA processing; ribosomal large subunit assembly. The record is from RefSeq and is a predicted model, not a curated record. Gene Ontology annotation, cellular component: nucleolus. Gene Ontology annotation, molecular function: 5S rRNA binding. Lineage: Eukaryota; Metazoa; Mollusca; Cephalopoda; Octopoda; Octopodidae. Bases 42 to 1388 code for a protein of 448 amino acids. The transcript has 14 exons.